AUGGACAGCGGCCACCGUCUUGAAGUGCGCGCGACGCUGGCGAGACGGACGCCACCGCUCGCCACGCGCCUCGCGGCACUACCAAAUGACGCGAGUAUCGUCAUUGACGAGUCCCUGGACGACGACACGUACCUCAAGACGCUCGAAGAGACGCUGCAGCAGCACGUGUCCCGCCGCGCGCAGCCCUUUGUCGUCCUAAGUGCGUCGCAAGUCCACCUCUUGGCGUCGCGUCUCCACGACGCGCUCGUGCCGCGACGCGACGACAGUACGCAGAUCGUCGAGGCCUGGACGAUCCAGCCCCAGCUACAGCUCAAGGUCAAGGCGAGCGCGCACAUUCCCGUGCUCAAGCUGUCGACCAUUCUACGGGAAGUGCAACGUCUGCGCGUGCACAACCAGUCACAGCAAGUCGGUCUAUCGGAGGACGUCGAGGGGCCUCAGAGCCCCAUCCAAGUGGAGAUUUUCCCGUCGCUCAAGGUCGUGGAAGCGCUGAACGCCGACGUGACGGAGCUCCAGCACGUGCACUUUUUCGCGAGUCAGUUGCGGGAGCUCCAUAUCGAGCACACGGACGCAACGGCGCUGAGUCAGUUGCUGGCCCCUGGUCGGGCGAUGCCGUGGAGGAAGUUGCUGAAGCUGCACAUGAACUGCUGUGCACUGGAGCGCGUAGACGAGUCAGUGAAUCUACUGAAAGCGGUCAAGAUACUGGACCUCGGCUGGAACAAGAUUCACAAGUUUGAUGCACACGUGACGACGAGAUCGCUUGAGUUACUGAAGCUGUGCCAUAAUCGGCUGACGCGAGUGCCGCCGGUCCAAGCGCUGCGUGGACUGCGGGAGCUGGAUCUAGCGGUGAACCGGAUCGUGUCAUUGAAAGGGAUCGAGACGCUCACGUCGCUAGAACGACUCGACGUUUCGCACAACUUGGUCGAAGAUAUCACGGAAAUGGAGUUGUUGACUGGACUUUCGCGACUCACGUACCUCAAGAUGGAGUUCAAUCCGAUUGCACGGCGACCAGACUAUCGACGGGAGGUACUUUUUUACUUGGGCGAGCCAGUCGAGCUAGAUGGCCACCGCUGGAGUGACGCUGAGGUAAGCAGUAUGAAAAAUCGCCGCAUGUUGAUGAUGCGGGAUGAUGUGAAGUCGCAUGACAUCGUCGAGAGUAAAAGUUGGGGGCAGUCACAGAGCGCCCCGGUGUACCCGAGAGCGCUUAUACAAAGUGGCAAUGCAGCAAAGAACCUAAAGCUGGUGCUGGGGUAUCCAUGUCUUCCUCCAUCACGCGCUGUUUCCGCUAAGUUUGUAGAGAUCCAGAAUCCGCCAUCGACAUUUCCGACGAAAAGCAUCCCGAGUCAAAAUGCUGACGUUGGCGAGGCAGAUGGUGAAGAUGACGCCUUGAGGCCACUUGCAAGCACUCAAGGUAGUCCAGACGCUCAAGCGGUACCUCGAACUGUCGACGAGUACUUCAGAACGCAGCGCGAUAUUGUUGUAAGAACUGUAAAACGAGAAUACAUCGAGCAAACCGCGACGAUCGAAGAACAAGACAGUGAUGGCGCUACGUUCGGGCACUCUCGAGCGCUCUACUGCGACUAUACGGCGAGGGAUUCCGGGCGAGGCCUUGGGGAAGAGAAAACGCUCGUGCGGAAAGACAACGAUAUGGAAUAUGUCAAUCCACUUUUCGUGCGUUCGGCUUCACAAAGUCAGAUAUCUACUUUUCAGAAACCUGGACGAAGUGUCGGCGUCCGAGUGCUGCUAAGUGCAAAAGAAGCUAUGGAGCUCGGUCUACAAUUCGACACUGAGGGCAUCCCAGCAGAUGUAGAGAUCAAGCCUCAAGGGGUGGUCGCAAAGCUAAUUGUCAACGAUGGAAACAACCCACUCACCAUUACACGAAGCUUCCCGGAUAUCGCCGCUGUUGGCACGUCGAUGCUGUCAAAUUCAGCGAAACGCAUCACGAUGACGCUAAGAUCGCGCGUAUCAUCGGUAUUCACGGAUGCUGCAUACCAGCUAAGCUCAGCGACUUUACUGGAAGCUUUGCUUUCACCACUGGUUGCGCAUUUGUUCCAGCAAUACAAUGGCUGCAUCGUGAUUUGCAACUGCAUGAGUUGCAGAGCUCUUUCGCUACUUACGCCAAGACACCCUGAUCGAAGGAAAGAUGACGACUUGCCAACGGUCUAUUCGUGCCUGCUGUGCGCAAGCCGUGACGUGCGGGAAGUAUCGUUCAAGAAGUUUGUCGCGCUUUGUGCUAACGGAGGGAUCACACUACAAAGCAGCAUUCCGCUGGCCCCACCACCGUGGGAAGCAAUCACUGAAGGGUUUUAUAUCGAGGAGCCAUCACCUGCCGACCCGGGUACCGGCGCGAGCACGUGCGAGUACAUCAUGGUUUCAUGCAACGGUAUCCGCGAGGUCACAGCUCCUUCUGCGGAACCAGAUACAAAUGACGAAGUACACAGUGACGAAUGGGAUGAUGUUGUUGCGCAUGCUGUGACCAUGACGAUGCGGUGA
This is a messenger RNA of Hyaloperonospora brassicae, 2490 nucleotides long. The record is from the annotation of a GenBank genome assembly. Lineage: Eukaryota; Oomycota; Peronosporomycetes; Peronosporales; Peronosporaceae.